AAAGAACGUCCAACUAUAGAAACAUAUACACUGGAGUGUCGAGCUACUUUUACAUUCUCCAGAAACGUCUGAAAACCCCUCAAGAUGCUUCUGAGCAAGGUGACACCUAAUGAAACGCUAAUGAGGCAGGGUCGACCGCCGAGGUUGGCGUCUAGACGUCACAACAUUCGCCAUCUUGUCAACGGACAGCACUCAACCGCGCACAAGACGACAUCUUCAUUUUCCAUCCCAAUGCGUCGCAUAUCCUUCAGUCAUUCUGUUUAGUUUCCGUUCUAUCAGACGCUCCACAUAUUGGUUACACGUCAUGCUCUUCACCCUGGUCUUCGGCGCUCUCGCAGCGACUGCGCUGUACAAAGGCUUUGCUCUGUAUCGAAACUGGCAGAGCAAUAUAGUGCUUGCGAAGAGCUCAGGAUUGCCGGUCGUUGUGAUACCAUGGAAUGUCUUCAGUAUUUUCUGGCUCGCAACCUUCUACAUUUGGAUCCCAGUCCUGGAAGUAAUAUUGCCCGCUUCGUGGCGAGGCAUUUGGUUUGACCUUCUGGAUCCAGAAUGGGGAUAUCGAAAAGGCCAUGCACCGUUCGAGAAGAUCGGCGGAGAUGUCUUCAUCAUUGCUUCAGCAACUCGCUUGACAGCGUUCGUUGCUGAUGCAGAAGCUGUAACGCAGAUCACCACUAGACGCAAUGACUUUCCUAAGCCACUUGAGAUAUACGGAGCUCUUGACAUUUAUGGCAAGAACCUCGUCUCGACCGAGGGAUCAGACUGGCGUAUGCAUCGAAAGCUUACUGCACCCAGCUUUGGGGAGAAGAAUAACGAGCUGGUGUUCAAAGAGUCUCUUCACCAUGCAAGGUCACUCCUUGGCCUUUGGACCGGACCAGACGGGCAAGGAAACGAGACCGUACAGGACCCAGCUGUAGCAACAAUGAGUUUCGCACUCUUUGUGAUCAGCUCAGCAGGCUUCGAUGUUCGUGUCAAGUGGCUGCAUGAGGAGAAGAGUCGAGCAUCGUCUCUCGAGAACGACGAGCCGAAGUCAAUUUUAGUUGGCUCUGAGAAAUCAGCAGACCACAAAAUGACCUACCGUGAAGCCAUCAGUGAACUGCUUCACAACAUCAUGUGGACUCAAAUCAUACCUCCUAAGUAUCUGUCCCUCUCUCCCCUCAAGGUUCACCGCACAGUCGGCGCCGCCGUCACCGAAUGGGGACAGUACAUGGAUGAGCUCUACGAGGUGAAGAAGCAGCAAGUAGCAUACGGCGACACCAACAACGCCGGCAUGGAUCUCUUCGAUGCCAUGAUCCGCGGAAGCGGGAUCACAGAAGGAAAGACAAACAUCCAAAAGAGCGACCUCCUAGGAAACGCCUUCGUCCUGAUGCUCGCGGGCCACGAAACUACCGCAAAUACGCUGCACUUCUCCCUCAUCUUUCUCGCCAUGCACCGCGACUCGCAAAAACGGCUGCAGCAGGAUAUCGACAGAGUAUUCCAAGGCAAGCCAAUCGAGCAGUGGACGUAUGAAGAGUACUUCCCAAAAUUAUUCGGCGGCAUGGCCGCCGCAGUCAUGAACGAGACGUUGCGCCUGCUACAACCCAUUGUCAACAUCCCUAAAUCAACUGCACCCGGACGGCCACAGAACUUUACCAUGGGCGAUAAAACAUACACGAUACCAGGAGACACACACAUCUUCCUGAAUUCCGCAAUUCACCGGAACCCAAAGUACUGGCCCGCGCCCUCAAAUACUGCAAGUACGAGUACUACCGGUGCGCAGGACGUCGAUACUUUCCGCCCCGAGCGCUGGCUAUCCAACUCAGAGCUUGAAGACAGUUUCGUAGACAUCAACUACGACGACGAAGAUCUGCGCGGCCCCUCGGGCGAAGACACCUCCGCCUCACUCUUCAAGCCGGUCAAAGGCUCGUACAUCCCCUUCAGCGAUGGCUUCCGGUCGUGCAUCGGGCGGCGCUUCGCACAAGUCGAGAUUCUCGCCGUCUUGGCUGUGAUAUUCAGCCAGUACAGCGUUGAGCUUGCGGUGGAGGAGUGGGGGUCUGAUGAGGAGGUGGCGAGUAUGGAUAGGCAGAGGAGGGAAGAGCUUUAUGCGAAGGCGGUGCAGAGGGCGGAUGAAGUGCUGAGGACAAAGGUUGCGAGUAUUAUUACGUUGCAGUUGAGGGGGACGAGUGUGCCUAUCAGGUUGGUUAGAAGGGGGGAGGGGAGGUUUGGGGUUUGAAGAGAUGAGGUUGAGUGGGAUGUGCAUUGGGUAUCAUCAUGAGUUGGUAGAAUAUUGUACGUAUAUUGGCAUAUAGCAUAAAACUCACACAUAG
This is a messenger RNA of Macroventuria anomochaeta, 2300 nucleotides long. Its product is annotated as cytochrome P450 monooxygenase-like protein. The transcript is spliced from 2 exons. The coding region runs from base 305 to 2206 and encodes 633 amino acids. Gene Ontology annotation, molecular function: iron ion binding; oxidoreductase activity, acting on paired donors, with incorporation or reduction of molecular oxygen; heme binding. Lineage: Eukaryota; Fungi; Ascomycota; Dothideomycetes; Pleosporales; Didymellaceae. The record is from RefSeq and is a predicted model, not a curated record.